Loxodonta africana (African savanna elephant) is the source of this 1002-nucleotide messenger RNA. Its product is annotated as olfactory receptor 6C2-like. Bases 49 to 1002 code for a protein of 317 amino acids. The transcript has a single exon. The record is from RefSeq and is a predicted model, not a curated record. Gene Ontology annotation, biological process: G protein-coupled receptor signaling pathway. Gene Ontology annotation, molecular function: G protein-coupled receptor activity; olfactory receptor activity. Gene Ontology annotation, cellular component: membrane. NCBI's taxonomy places the organism in Eukaryota, Metazoa, Chordata, Mammalia, Proboscidea, Elephantidae.
UCAAAAAUCUUUAAUGUCAAAUGCAGAUUGAUUAGAAGUCAGAAGCCAAUGAUGAGAAACAACACAAUAACAUUUAUCCUGCUGGGACUGACUGAUGACCCACAACUGAAGGUUGUGAUUUUCAACUUUCUCUUUCUCACCUACAUGUUGAGUGUAACUGGGAACCUAAUAAUCAUUUUUCUCACCCUCAACAAUUCUCACCUUAAAACUGCCAUGUACUUUUUCCUACAAAAUUUCUCCUUCUUAGAAAUUUCUUUUACAUCUGCUUGUAUUCCCAGAUACCUCUACAACAUGUCAGUUGGUGACAGGACAAUCACAUACAACGAUUGUAUCAUUCAAAUGUUUUUUACUGACCUCUUUGGUGUAACAGAAUUUUUUCUUCUGGCCACCAUGUCCUAUGACCGAUAUGUAGCCAUCUGCAAACCCCUACAUUACGUGACCGUCAUCAACAACAAGGUCUGUAGAAGACUCAUCUUGUAUUGCUGGACAGCUGGCUUGUUAAUCAUACUCCCACCACUUAGCCUGGGCCUAAAUCUAGAAUUUUGUGACUCUAAUGUCAUUGACCAUUUUGCUUGUGAUGCAUUUCCUCUCCUAAAGAUCUCAUGCUCAGAAACAUGGCUCAUAGAGCAGGUGGUCAUAGUUUGUGCUGUGUUGACCUUUAUCAUGACCCUUAUAUGUGUUGUCCUGUCCUAUGUAUACAUCAUCAAGACCAUUCUUCAAUUCCCUUCUGCCCAGCAAAGGAAAAAAGCAUUUUCUACCUGCUCUUCCCACCUGAUUGUGGUUUCCAUCACCUAUGGCAGCUGCAUCUUCAUCUAUGUCAAACCUUCAGCAAAGAAUUCAGUGGCUGUUAAUAAGGGUGUGAUGGUGCUCACUACGUCCAUUGCCCCCGUGCUGAACCCCUUCAUUUAUACCCUGAGGAAUAAGCAGGUAAAACAAGCCUUCAAUGACUCAAUCAAAAGGAUUGCAUUGUUCUUAAAGAAAAAAAUAAAUUUCCUGAUGUAG